CUUCAACUUGCUGUGGAUACUUGAAUGAGAAGAUGAAUUCCCUCCAAGCUUAUGGAUCAGACUCAGAAGUGGAAGAUGAGUCGAAUAUAGCUUCUUCUAGCAGGACCACAUCCACAAAUCAACAGCAAGCCUCCACUACUUCGAAACGGCCUCGUAAAGAUGAUGGAGAGGAUACCAGUGACGAAGAGGAAAACGAGAAAGUAGACAGGGAUGAUCUCUUCGGAAUAAAGUCUAUUGGUGCAAAUUCAGCAUCUAAUCAUGACCAAGUAGCAGCAGAAAAAGCACUUCUUCGAACAGCACCCCAAGUACCUACAGAUCCGGAACAAGAAUCAAAUUCACUCAUCCUUCGGCACACAGAUACGGAGAUGCAUGUAAAUGUGCCAUACAAGGAUAUGAUAAGACAGAUGCAAGGCCCAGAAAAUCCUUUCUCACAAAGAAAGAUGAACGCUCAGCAGAAUACACUGAAUGGCCACAUCGAAACGGCUAUGAUGACAGAUUUCGAUUUCCGAAAUCAACAAAGGACCUUUGAGACUAUGGGCUACGCACGGAAUCCCAACCAGUAUUCAGAUUCAGCAUAUGUAGGAGAUCAGCAGAGGGCGUUGGACUUGGCUGGGUCAUCGGCGGUUGAACUACGGAAUGGCCCUAAUGGAUCACGUCAACUGACGAAGGAAAUUAGAAAGAAACGAAAGGGCGUAAACGGAGAUAGCAGCGUUGUAGAAGGAGAGGGUGCUUAUGUAGGACCUUGGGGUGGAUGGGAAGAAGAAAGUGUAGAAAAGGUGGGACCGAGCGAAGAAGAAAUCAAACGAGUGGAAGCAUUGGAUGUUACCCGGAAACGUGAAGAAGCGGAAGCAUUGCGUAAAAGACAAGACGAAGAAGCAAGGGGAACGGAAAAGAGUAUAUUUCAUGGCAAGAGCAUGUAUGACUAUCAAGGACGUACGUAUAUGCAUGUGCCUACAGAUGUCGAUACAAAUCUACACGGCGAAGCUGGUGAAAAUGAAAGUUUCCUACCCAAAGCUUGCAUUCACACUUUUACGGGACAUACAAAAGCAAUCAGUGCAAUGCGGCUAUUUCCACGCAGCGGUCAUCUUCUUUUGAGCAGUAGCAUGGAUACAAAGAUAAAGCUUUGGGAUGUAUACCACGAAGGAAAUUGUUUGCGAACGUAUAUGGGUCAUUCGAAAGCAGUAAAGGAUGUCACCUUUUCAAACGAUGGUCGCCGAUUCUUGUCUGCUGGAUAUGAUCGCCAGAUUAAGCUGUGGGACACAGAGACGGGAGAAUGCUUACAAGCCUUCAGUCCAGGAAAGAUGCCAAACGUGAUCAAAUUUCAUCCUGAUGAUGACAAGCAACAUAUCUUCUUGGCCGGAAUGAGUGAUAAGAAGAUCAUUCAAUACGAUAUAAAUUCUGGCGAAUUGACGCAGGAAUACGAUUCACAUCUUGGACCUGUCAAUACAAUCACAUUCGUGGAUGAAAACAGAAGAUUUGUCACCACUUCUGACGACAAAAGUAUGCGUGCUUGGGAUUUCGAUAUUCCGGUGGUGAUCAAGUAUAUUUCUGACCCACUUAUGCAUUCUAUGCCUGCCGUUACCGUUCAUCCAAAUCGCAAAUGGAUCGCAUGUCAAUCGCUUGAUAGUCAAAUUGUUGUUUAUGCUUCUGAAUCAUUCCGUCAAAAUAGGAAAAAGGCGUUCAAAGGUCAUAAUGUAUCCGGCUAUGCUUGUCAAGUUGGCUUCUCACCUGAUGGCAGAUAUAUCUCUUCAGGUGACGGUUCGGGAAAUCUAGUCAUAUGGGACUGGAAAAGCGGAAGGUUACUCAAGAGAUUACGUGCACACAAAGAAGUCGUGAUCGGUCACGAAUGGCUGCCGCACGAGACUUCGAAAUUGAUUACCGCCAGCUGGGACGGUACCAUGAAAUUAUGGGAUUAAGUAUGAUUGUACACUAUCAACUCCAAUGUACUAUAGGAUCUAUCUGCUGAGAAAUGCAACAAAUAUUGCAUGACCUUUGACCUACGCCUCUAAAUCCUCUUUCGACGUUUGAAGAACAGUCUUCAUGCGCCGUAGCUGACCUUCCAACUCCAAUACAGACCCUACUAGAUCUUCUAAGUCUUCAAGUGGCAUCGGUUGCGAGUCGCUGCUCGGAAAGGCC
Meira miltonrushii is the source of this 2136-nucleotide messenger RNA. Its product is annotated as pre-mRNA splicing factor. The transcript has a single exon. The record is from RefSeq and is a predicted model, not a curated record. Gene Ontology annotation, molecular function: mRNA binding; protein binding. NCBI's taxonomy places the organism in Eukaryota, Fungi, Basidiomycota, Exobasidiomycetes, Exobasidiales, Brachybasidiaceae. The coding region runs from base 33 to 1916 and encodes 627 amino acids. Gene Ontology annotation, cellular component: catalytic step 2 spliceosome. Gene Ontology annotation, biological process: mRNA splicing, via spliceosome.